Klebsormidium nitens is the source of this 3363-nucleotide messenger RNA. The record is from the annotation of a GenBank genome assembly. NCBI's taxonomy places the organism in Eukaryota, Viridiplantae, Streptophyta, Klebsormidiophyceae, Klebsormidiales, Klebsormidiaceae.
AUGGAGCACUUUGUGCGACAGUCGUGGAGCUUGCAAUGCCUGGUCAGCGCAACCUCGGGCCGCGUCGCUGCGGGCAGCCGAGGCUUAAUUCGAGUGGUGGGCGCACCGGACGAGAACACGCUGCUGCAGGCAAGCAUUCUUCCCAGUGAGCUGAUUGUGUGGGCCACCUGUGUUGGGCGGGGGGGUGGAGGCAGGCUGUCGUGUUUAGUGUCAGAGUUGUGCAAGAGGCGCUGGACACUGCAAGACUUGGUUCCCUCCCUGUCUGCCCAUCACUUUGAAGAAGCCGUGGGGCAACUAGAGCGGGGCCAGAAGCAACUGGCGUCCUUCUCUGCAUUCCUCAACACCUGGUCCAUGGAGAAGGAGACAGAACUUGGAAUUGGGGGCAAGCAAGCCGCCAGCUAUCCUCAGGACGAGUCUAUGAAGCAAGUAGAAUCGGGUGACAAUGAUGAAGCAAGAAGAUUCACAAGCGCUCUGCGGGGCAUGCCCGGCGACCGUCCCUCCAGUUCUCCUUGUAAGGAGUGCAUUUGCCAUGGGUGCGGGGUGGUGAUGUCAGCAGAUGGUAGCAGGGCGGGCGUCACAGAGCUGGGACAGGAAGCGAGCAAGAUGAUGCUCGGGGAUGCAGAGCGUCUGAACUUAAACGGUUGCGGUGGGCCGACGCCUGGAGACACGGCCAGCUGGCGCAUCCCCGUGUCUGUCGAGAUGCAGACAGUGGAAAUAAGUGGGGCCGGCGAAUACCCUCCUUCGAUCCCGUCCCCCACAGACUCUGCACCAAGCAGUGCAGUGCCGAAUGAGGAGGGGCUUACGGCCCAGCAGUUGCUGCUUGUCACGUUCUCGCGGGAGUCGCGCAAUGCGCAACUAGAGGCGGAGCUAGCCGCUGCCAGAACGAAGGUGGCGGAGCUGGAGGGCCAGGUGGCCACGCUGAAGGCGCACCACCAGUACACGCUGGACCUGCACCCGGACCUUAUAUUUGCCAAGGAUAAGCAGGGCCGCUUUGUGAUGUGCAACAAGGCCCUGGGGGAGCUGUACGACACGGCGCCCGCGAAGCUCAUCGGGGUUCUUCCUCACUCUGUGGUCCACGACCCCGCCAACCUGCCCAGCUACGCCGAAAUGGCGCGCGACGAGCGGCGGGUGCUGGAGGAGGGGGUGCAGUCCGAGAUCCCGGAGCGGUUGUUUGUGGACCCCCAGGGCCGCGAGCGCUGGUUCCGAGCGUUCAAGCAGCCAUACACGCUCCUCGACGGCUCGCAGGCUGUCCUGGGAAUAGCGACCAACAUCACGGAAGUCAAGGAUUCGCUGCGCGCGCUGCGGCACAGCGAGGCGCGGUACCGGACGCUGUUUGACGCUGCGGGCUUGGGCACUCUGAUGGUGGCUAUGUCGGAGUACCGGAUCAGCGAAUGCAGCAAGGGCACGUGUCACAUGCUGGGCUACCCCGAGGAGCGCAUCGUGGGCCACAAGUUCUGCGAGUUCAUUGCCGACGAGGACCUCAAGUCGGCGCUGACGUCAUGGGAGGCGUUUGCGCGGGGCGGCCACGGGGAGCGCUUCAAGCAGGAGCUGCGCUGCCGCAGGCACGACGGCAGCCUGCUCUGGACGCGCAUCACCAUCACCAUGUGCGUCUCCGAGGACCUGCCGGGGUACGCAGUGUUCCUGAUCGAGGACAUCCGCGAGAGCCGGCUGGUGCAGGAGCUGACGCUGGCCGCCGCGGAGCGGCUGCGCGCGGCCAAGGAGGCGGCGGAGGCGGCGAACCAGGCGAAGAGCCAGUUCCUGUCCAACUGCAGCCACGAGAUCCGCACGCCCAUGAACGGGGUCAUCGGCGUUGCGGAACUGUUGCUGGCCACGCAGCUGACGCCGGAGCAGAAGAUGUACGCGGAUACGAUCCGCAGCAGCGGCGAUUUCCUGCUCAACCUCAUCAACGACAUCCUCGACUUCGCCAAGAUCGAGGCGCGCAACAUCGGGCUGGAGAGCGUGCCGUUUGCGCUGCGCGAGGAGGUCGGGCAGUCGCUCGCGCUGCUGCAGAAGGGCGCGCGCGAGAAGGGCCUGCAGCUGAGCUGCCACGUCAGCGACGGCGUGCCCGGUCGCGUGGUGGGGGAUCCCCUGCGCCUGCGGCAGGUGCUGCUGAACCUGGUGGGGAACGCGCUCAAGUUCACGCACGCGGGCUCCAUCAAAGUCAACGUCAAAAUGGCCGACGAGAUGGACGACGACCCGCUCUCUCGCGGGUCCGGGGACGAGGUGGUCGCGGGAAGUGCGGCGGAGUCUCAGUCGGAUUGCACAGAAAAAGAAGGGGUGUGUUUAGAACGCGGCGGGGUUGGCGGCGCGCUCGACGAGCAACGUAGUGAUUGCAGCAGUAAUGGUGUGCACGGGGCUGAUGACCAAAGAAAGGCAGAACCUGGGGAGCGGAACGACCAUAGCAGUAACGGAUCACCUGGUUGUGGCGACGGGGCGACACAGAAUCGCGACAAUGGAAAUGAGGACGAUUGCCGGGGUCCAUCCGACGGUCUGACUGAUGAAUGCUCCAGCAGUGGUAGGAACGAAGCGGGCGAGUGCGGGAGCGAGCCGGGGAGCGAGGACGACGGCGGGUGCGGCAGCAGCGCGGGCAGCAGUCCGAUCUCGCCGCUGCGCGCGGGCCUGCCGGCGCGGCUGGUGCAGGUGGAGGUGCGGGACACCGGGAUCGGGGUGCCCGACGAGGCGCGCUCCAGGAUCUUCAAGGCGUUCAUGCAGGCAGACAGCUCCACCUCGCGGCGAUACGGCGGCACGGGACUGGGCCUGUGCAUCUGCCGUAGCAUCGUGGCUGAAAUGGGUGGCCGCAUUUGGAUGACCAGCAAGCUGGGUGCUGGCUCGUCCUUCUUCUUCACAGUGCGCCUCGCUGUGCUCGACCACGCGCCCGCGCGCCCGCAGGAAUCAAAGGGCACCAGCUCCCCGCGUGCUUUCAUCCCCGCUUCCCCGCUGCCGCCGCCCUCCAAGCCGCUCCUCGAGGCGACCACCCUGGCGGGCCUCCACGUACUGGUCGCCGAGGACAACCGCGUGAACCAGAUGGUGGCCGCCCGCAUCUUGCGCAGCCUGGGCUGCACCUUCGAGCUGGUGGACGACGGUCACAAGGCCGCCGCGGCCGCGCGCCGCGGCCGCUUCGCGGUCAUCCUCAUGGACUGCCACAUGCCGGACAUGGACGGGUUUGAGGCGACGCGCCUGAUCCGAGCGGAGGAGCACUGGCGCGGGCGGCGCCACCUCAUCGUGGCGCUCACGGCGUCCGCGCUCGAGGAGGACCAGCGCAAGUGCGCCAAAGCAGGGAUGGACUCGUUCCUGAGCAAGUCGGUGCGUCCAAAUGAUAUCCGGGCGGCAAUUGAGGCGCACCUCCGACCGGCCCCGCAGUAG